AUGAAGCUAUACACUGCAAAAUGUUCUCCACAACCUUUUCCGGGCAUGCCUUGUUAUGCUUCAGGCAGCUCAAACCUUGUUCUGUCAAUAGCUUCUGCAACCUCCACAGAGCCUUCUUACAAUAGUACAAUGCUAACUGAUGAGGAGAACAUUUGCAAGUUUGCAAAGAAGGGUCUUACUCCAUCUCAGAUCAAUGUGAUUCUUCAUGACUCUCACGGUAUUGCUCAGGUGAAGAGUGUUACUGGAAGCAAGAUCUUGCAUGUUCUCAAGGCCCACGGUCUUGCCCCUAAAAUUCCUGAAGAUCUGUACCAUCUUAUUAAGAAGGCAGUCUCUAUUAGGAAGCAUCUAGAGAGGAACAGGUCGAUUGAUUUUGGUUGA
Molecule: messenger RNA, 378 nt
Organism: Humulus lupulus (European hop)
Lineage: Eukaryota; Viridiplantae; Streptophyta; Magnoliopsida; Rosales; Cannabaceae
Product: small ribosomal subunit protein uS15-like
Exons: 3
Coding region: 1-378 (125 amino acids)
Biological process (GO): translation
Cellular component (GO): cytosolic small ribosomal subunit; ribosome; nucleolus
Molecular function (GO): small ribosomal subunit rRNA binding; structural constituent of ribosome
Source: RefSeq, a predicted model, not a curated record